UUGUACACGUGCAGGAUAGUAAUGGAUGUCGAAACUGCAAUUAAAAUAUACACUACAAAAGCAGAGAAAGCGGAAGAAGAAAUACAACUCUUAACAUCAGAAUUAGAAGAACUGAAAAAGUUCAAAAAUGGAAUCACUUGCACGAGUGAUGUGGACUGUUCACCAGAACUGGAAAAACUUCGUGUUGAAAAUAUGAAGCUGAGAUAUCGAAUUGAAAUUUUGAAGAAGAGUCUCGAAGAAGAGGAGUCAAGAGCUGGAGAAUUCAUGAAUAGUCCUAGGGAGCUAAUUCUUGGAAUCUUCAGGCAAGCUGUAAAAGAGGCUUUUCCUGAAAUUGAAGAUCCUCCGGUUCCAGUGUUGCCUAGUAACCAGGAGAAGUUUGGAGAUUAUCAAUGUAACAGUGCUAUGCCGAUAGCUCAGGUAAAAGAUUUUGUUUUAGUUUUACAUAUAUCUAAUAACCAAAUUUAGAGAUUCGUGCUAAUA
Molecule: messenger RNA, 480 nt
Organism: Limulus polyphemus (Atlantic horseshoe crab)
Lineage: Eukaryota; Metazoa; Arthropoda; Merostomata; Xiphosura; Limulidae
Product: arginine--tRNA ligase, cytoplasmic-like
Exons: 3
Coding region: 22-465 (147 amino acids)
Biological process (GO): arginyl-tRNA aminoacylation
Cellular component (GO): cytoplasm
Molecular function (GO): ATP binding; arginine-tRNA ligase activity
Source: RefSeq, a predicted model, not a curated record